This is a messenger RNA of Odocoileus virginianus texanus, 1052 nucleotides long. The record is from RefSeq and is a predicted model, not a curated record. Lineage: Eukaryota; Metazoa; Chordata; Mammalia; Artiodactyla; Cervidae.
UGGAACCCACAGGAAACACUAGCAAGAAAAUUGGAAGUCUGCCUUUGUACUACUGACUGUGAUUUUUCUUUUCCUAUUCUCAGGUGAUUUGAGAAAGAGUUCUUCUGCCCAAGUCAAUGGAUAGACAAAAUGAUUCUGUGGUUUCUGAGUUUGUGUUACUAGGAUUCUCUAGUUCUUGGGAAACUUCACUUUUUCUCAUGUUGAUAUUCUCCUUGCUCUAUUUAGGAAUCAUCCUGGGAAAUCUCUUCAUUCUGUUUUUGGUAAUUUUGGAUUCUCACUUACAUUCUCCUAUGUACUUCCUAUUAGCCAACCUGUCACUCAUUGAUGUUGGCCUUUCCUCUACCACAGUCCCCAAGAUGAUUACAGACCUUCCAAAUAAAUACAAGAUAAUCUCUUUCAAAAGUUGUAUGACACAAAUAUGCUUCAUUCAUAUCAUGGGAGGAGUGGAGAUGGUGUUACUCAUAGCCAUGGCAUUUGACAGGUACACAGCAAUCUGCAAGCCUCUUCACUACUUGAACAUCAUGAAUCCUAAAAUAUGCAUUUCAUUUGUAAUCACUGGCUGGGUAGCUGGGGUGAUCCAUGCUAUGUCUCAAUUUGCUUUCAUUAUAAACUUGCCCUUUUGUGGUCCUAACAAAGUAGACAGCUUUUAUUGUGACUUUCCCAGGAUCAUAAAACUUGCAUGCACAGAUGGAGCCAAACUUGAGUUUAUUGUUGCUGCCAACAGUGGUUUCAUGACUAUGGGUACCUUCUUUCUGCUAAUCCUUUCCUACAUCUUCAUUCUGGUCACAGUCUGGAAACGUUCUUCAGGAGACUUGUCCAAGGCAUUUGUCACUUUGUCAGCUCACAUCACUGUGGUGGUUCUUUUUUUCACUCCAUGCAUGUUUCUCUAUGUAUGGCCUUUCCCCACAUCAUCAGUUGAUAAAUACCUGUUCAUUGUUGACUUUGUUAUUACCCCUAUCUUGAAUCCUUCCAUAUACACAUUAAGAAACAAAGACAUAAAAGUAGCUAUAAAAAGAUUGAACAAAGAGAGACAUUAUGUCAGAUUUUGCUGA